This is a messenger RNA of Conger conger (European conger), 2766 nucleotides long. RefSeq names its product SRSF protein kinase 2-like. The transcript has 17 exons. Bases 402 to 2720 code for a protein of 772 amino acids. The record is from RefSeq and is a predicted model, not a curated record. Gene Ontology annotation, biological process: regulation of mRNA processing; spliceosomal complex assembly; protein phosphorylation. Lineage: Eukaryota; Metazoa; Chordata; Actinopteri; Anguilliformes; Congridae. Gene Ontology annotation, molecular function: ATP binding; protein kinase activity.
CUAGGAGAGAAAGAGAGAGAGAGAGAGAGCAGAGCUUUCUGCGUGUAUGUACGUGUGUGUGUUCGCUUCACCACUGUUCUGUUCUGGAGAGGAGGAUCAAGAGUACGGCAGGAAAAGAAGAGCGACAGAGAGAGAGUGAUCGACAGACUGAGAGAAACGGGUGAAAGAGAGAACAGAGGCAGGAGCAGAAGAGGAGGAGGAGAGAUGUCUGGGUUCACACACACAACAAGAUUUACUCUACAGAGCAGCAAGCUCUCCUGCACCGAGUCCCCUCUGAGGAGAGAGGGAGAGAGACAGAGGAGGAAAACAGAGGAGAGGAAGAGAGAAAGGGAGAGGAAGAGAGAGAGGGAGAGCGGUCCUUUCGCUGUUGCUUGUUGCUUGACGGCCCCCUGGCACCGCUCAUGUCCGAGAACUCGGAGAAAUCCUUCUCCUCGGAAAGGCCUGAGACGCAGCAGAAGGUCCCGUUGGCAACGCCCCCUCCCCCCCCAGCCCCUCCCCCCGCCCCGGAGGCUGCCCCCCCAGCCGAGCGUGAGGAGGAGAUCCUGGGCUCUGACGAUGAAGAGCAGGAGGACCCCGCCGACUACUGCAAAGGAGGGUACCACCCGGUGAAGAUCGGGGACCUUUUCAACGGGAGAUACCAUGUGAUCCGAAAGCUGGGGUGGGGCCAUUUCUCCACCGUCUGGCUGUGCUGGGACAUCCAGGGGAAGCGUUUUGUGGCGAUGAAGGUGGUGAAGAGUGCACAGCACUACACAGAGACGGCGCUGGACGAGAUCAAACUUCUGCGAUGCGUCCGAGAGAGUGACCCAGCUGACCCCAACAAGGACAUGGUGGUCCAGCUCAUCGACGACUUCAAGAUCUCCGGGGGCAACGGCACACAUGUGUGUAUGGUGUUUGAAGUCCUGGGGCACCAUCUACUGAAAUGGAUCAUCAAGUCUAAUUACCAAGGACUGCCCCUCCCGUGCGUGAAGAGUAUUAUUCAACAGGUUCUGCAGGGGCUGGAGUACCUGCACAGUAAGUGUAAGAUCAUCCACACGGACAUCAAGCCGGAGAACAUCCUCAUGUGUGUGGACGACGCGUUCGUGCGCAGGAUGGCGGUGGAGGCCACAGAGUGGCAGAAAGCUGGGGCCCCCCCUCCGUCUGGUUCUGCAGUCAGCACAGCACCACAGCUAAAACCGGUGGGGAAGGUGUCUAAGAAUCAGAAGAGGAAGAUGAGGAAGAGGCAGAAGCGCCAGGCCGAGUUGCUGGAGAAGAGGCUGCAGGAGAUCCAGGCUCUGGAGCGGGAGGCGGAGCUACACGGCCCCGCCCACAGCCCCCCGCCCCGCCCAGGCCACGCCCAGCCUGAGAGCGACGAAGAGGAGGAGGAGGAGGAAGAGGAGGAGGAGGAGGAGGAAGAGGAGGAGGAGAGAGGAGAGGGGGAGCGGAGCGAAGGAGAGGCAUGUCCACAGAGGCUCACAAACCACACGUGUGCAGACUCGCAGCAGCAGCAGGACAGUGAGGUCUCCUCCUCCACAGAAACAGCCGAGCAUGAUGGGAACCCCAGAACAGAGACAGACCCCCCAGCGGGGGAGGGGGGAGGGCUGGGGGGGGAGGGGGGGGAGGUGCUAAAAGAGGAGAAGACGCUAGCCGAGGAGAGAGAGGAGAGAGGGAGCAGCGGAGGGGAGGAGGAGGAGGAGGAGGAGGAGGAGGAGGAGGAUGGAGAGGAAGGGGGUGAGGAGAAGGCGAGCGCUCCGGCCCUUGGGGACAGCAGUAAGGCCAAUGGGCACGUGGUGCAGGGGGCAGAGGAGCGGGCGGAUCUGCGGGCGGCCAUGUUGCGCCCCUUGGUGGAGUCGGAGGUCAGCACCUCCUGCGCGCUCCUCAACGGAGACAUGCCCAUCCUGCCCAACGGGGGGCGCCACCGAGGCACCUCCCCCCGCUACCCUGACCUUCCACUCGACCCGCCGUAUCCCAGCAACCCCCGUGCCCCACCCACCUCCAGCCCCGCCCCUGACCGCAGGACUCCGCCCACAUUUGGCCCCGCCCCUGACCGCAGCCGCACCGUGUCGUCCUCCAGCACCGGGGACACGCCCACAGGUAAGGCCCGAGCAGCUGACCUCCUGGUGAACCCCCUGGACCCCCGAAACGCCGACACCCUGAGAGUGAAGAUCGCAGACCUGGGCAAUGCAUGCUGGGUGCACAAGCACUUCACGGAGGACAUCCAGACCCGGCAGUACCGCUCCAUCGAGGUUCUGAUCGGGGCGGGGUACAGCACCCCCGCCGACAUCUGGAGCACCGCCUGCAUGGCCUUUGAGCUGGCUACGGGGGACUACCUCUUUGAGCCACACUCUGGAGAAGAUUACUCGCGGGACGAAGACCACAUAGCCCACAUCAUUGAGCUCCUGGGCUGUAUCCCAAGGCACUUUGCACUCUCCGGAAAAUAUUCCCGGGAAUUCUUCAACCGCAGAGACCACAUCGCGAUGAUCGUGGAGCUGUUGGGGAAGGUGCCGCGUAAAGUGGCCUUCGCAGGGAGGUACAGCCGCGAGUUCUUCACCAAGAAAGGUGAGCUGAGGCACAUUGUGAAGCUGAAGCCGUGGUCUCUGUUUGACGUGCUGGUGGAGAAGUACGGCUGGGCUGUGGAGGACGCCAGCCGCUUCAGCGCCUUCCUGCUGCCCAUGCUGGAGCUGGUGCCCGAGAAGAGGGCCUCGGCCGGGGACUGCCUCACACACGCCUGGCUGCGCUCAUAGCGCCGCCUGCUGGGGGCCUCCGGAACGCCUCACAGGGACUGGGGGG